AUGUCCCGCGAACUCGGCGACAGGCUGACAAUUAUCUUGACAACAUCUCCUACCCCUUCAAUUCCGUCUACAGAACUGAUUCGUGGUGUUCUCCGGUCUCUUGCUCCCAGCUUGUCCACUGUCCCGCUCAUCAUCACUUUUGAUGGCUUCACGAUAUGUCAAAACGACAAGUACCUCGACGGACGACUGAAGAAGGGCCAAAUCCCCCAGCAGAUGGCAGAAGCUUAUCCCUCGUAUAUCGCGAAUGUCAAACGAUUAUUCUCGCAAACAGACGUGCCAGUGGUCCAGGAAGCAGCCAUGGAUCAUCCCAAGUGGAGACCACCGAUCGUCAGCAGAGCAAUAGAAGGAGAGCGGUCUGUGACGUUUAUCCAACACCGACGCCGCCAGGGGUUCGCACUAAGCGUCGUGAGUGCGCUCAAACAUUGUACCACGCCUUUCGUCCUGGUUCUGCAACACGAUUGGGUCUUUGAGGUCGAGCCGCCGAUCCAGCAACUGCUCACCGCGCUGCGAGACGAGCCGGACGUGAACUACAUCACGUUCGUGGCGAGGAAGUCCACACGAUACGAGCUGACCAUGGGCAAUUCAAACGUCCGGCUUCGUGCUGUCUUUGACGCCGCCAAAGCCAUGAGGCGUGGUUCGCCGCUCCAGUCGGAUCUUGUUCCCUGCCUCCACUUCUACGAUAGGCCUCAUCUCAUUUCAGUCGCCAAGUAUUACGAGAUUCUCGACGCGUAUCCGAAGCUGCGCAAGGGGGACUUUUUCGAGGAUGCAAUCGGGACGAGGUUCUCACACUCAAUCAGUGGUGCAUGCUCGAAUGAGGACGCCAUCCAGGCGUGGAAGAGGAUCGGAACGUGGAUGUACGCUCCUGACGGCGGUUUGUCACGGGCCGUUCGUCAUACUUCUGGACGCACUACGUUGGCGGAAGAACAAGAAAAGGCUCGGAAGCAGGCGUACAUCACGGAGAAUCUACUAGCAAAGCUAGAAGGCCGCGAGCCGCGACAUGCUGCUCCACUUGUUGACGCUCGUAAUUCUGAACGAGUAUCUGGCUAA
Exophiala spinifera is the source of this 1047-nucleotide messenger RNA. RefSeq lists its product as uncharacterized. Bases 1 to 1047 code for a protein of 348 amino acids. The record is from RefSeq and is a predicted model, not a curated record. The transcript has a single exon. NCBI's taxonomy places the organism in Eukaryota, Fungi, Ascomycota, Eurotiomycetes, Chaetothyriales, Herpotrichiellaceae.